This is a messenger RNA of Cyphellophora attinorum, 1032 nucleotides long. RefSeq lists its product as uncharacterized. Lineage: Eukaryota; Fungi; Ascomycota; Eurotiomycetes; Chaetothyriales; Cyphellophoraceae. The transcript is spliced from 2 exons. The coding region runs from base 1 to 1032 and encodes 343 amino acids. The record is from RefSeq and is a predicted model, not a curated record. Gene Ontology annotation, molecular function: dioxygenase activity.
AUGGGAAGUCUUGGUUCAGUCGAUGUCGAGGCAGAUAUCGCCAUCCCCAUCAUCGACCUCGGGCCCAUCCGUUUUGGCACACCGGACGAAGCUCUGGCAACAGGCAAGCAAGUAUACGAAGCCUUUCGAGAUGUUGGCUUCGCGUAUAUACGCAACCACGGCGUGCCUCAGGAGAAGAUAGAUGAAGCCUUCAAGUGGAGUGCUAAGUUCUUUGAGCUACCUCUGGAAACCAAGAAGCUUGCGCCACAUCCUCCAAACGGAUGGCACCAUCGAGGGUAUUCCAGUCCAGGCCAGGAGAAAGUCUCACAGAUGGAAUUUGACCCUGAUAAACUCGCCCAGCUACGCACGUCUGCACCAGAUUUCAAAGAGUCCUUCGAGCUGGGUCGAGCGACAGAUACCCACACCCCAAAUAUAUGGCCUCCGGACAGUGCCCUCCCCGGCUUUCAAUCCUAUAUGCUCGAUUUCUUCGCCACUUGUGACAUCGCCAAGCAGUCACUUCUGCGUGCCAUCGAGUUAGGUAUGGACCUACCGCAAGGCUUCUUCAGGGACUUCCACUCCAAGCAGGACAAUCAGCUGCGCUUGCUGCACUAUCCUAGCGUGGAAACCCGGUUGCUGAAAGACGAGAAGGUCGAACGUAUCGCGGCCCAUACCGACUUUGGCACUAUGACGAUGCUAUUCCAGGACGAUGUUGGUGGACUGGAGGUGGAGGAUGUGAAGAUCAGGGGCAAGUUCAAUCCAGCACCAUAUAUCAAGGGCACAAUAGUAGUGAACAUUGGAGACUUCCUGAUGAGGUGGAGCAAUGAUCAGCUGAAGAGCACGCUGCACAGGGUCAGAGCGCCUCCGCCGAUGCUUGGCAGUGAGGGUAUUGGUGAGUACACAAAGGAAAGGUAUUCUAUUCCAUACUUUGUGACGGCGGACAGAGAGAAGACCGUGGAUUGUCUUCCCGGCUGCUGGGGCGAAGACAGGCCGAAGAAGUACGAGCCGGUUUGCUCACGGGACUACAUCGAGAUGCGGCUGAACGCAACAUACUAG